Messenger RNA from Rhagoletis pomonella (apple maggot), 1332 nucleotides. RefSeq names its product piggyBac transposable element-derived protein 3-like. Lineage: Eukaryota; Metazoa; Arthropoda; Insecta; Diptera; Tephritidae. The coding region runs from base 1 to 1332 and encodes 443 amino acids. The transcript has 3 exons. The record is from RefSeq and is a predicted model, not a curated record.
AUGGCUUCACGACGUCAACUUAAUGAAGAGGAAAUUCUGGAUGCUUUGGAAAGAGAUUCCGAUAUAGAAGAAGAUUAUGAAAAUGAUGCCGAGGAUGCGGUUGAGUGUGUGGUUGAAAAGAUACGCCCUGCAAAGUCGAAAGUUAUAGCCCGUAAUGACACAGGAGUCGAAAACGCGACAGAAGUUGAGGAGGAUAUUGAAGAUAUCGAAGAUUUUGAAGAAUUGGAGCUGCCGGAAAUUUCUGAGGAAGCGAUUGCUGGUGUGGCUGCCGAAUGGCUGAAUUCUAGCGAUAUUUUGCGAGAAAAUGCAAUUUCUCUUGAAGAAACUCCAGUCAUUCAAUGCACAAAAAAGAAAGAGAUAAAGUGGAAGACUAGGAUGGCAUGUACAUUCAAAUCAGAUAAGAUACAGUUUACAGCACCGCCAGCGGAUGGAAACACUACAGAAAGGACACCGUAUUCCUUCUUCGUAAAAUAUUUGGAUGACGAGUUUUUUGUAAAAGCAGUAUAUUAUACAAAUAUAUAUGCUACUCAGAAAGGAGACUUAAAUUUUAAACCCUGUACCGCUGAUGAAAUUCGUGUACUUAUAGCUCAACAUAUUAUGAUGAGCUGUUUCAAGCUGCCACGCGUUCGAAUGUACUAUGAUCGCCGUUGGAACUUGACGUUUUUUUCAAAUAGCAUGACGUCUAACCGGUUCUAUUCCUUGGGAAAACGUCUACACUUAACUGACAUUUCUGCUCGUCCAAGUGGCUGUAAGGAUCGCUUAUUCAAAGUUCGUCCCAUAAUUGAGCAAGUUCGCCAGAGGCUGCAGGAAUUACCAUUAGAAGAGAAUCUUUGUGUGGAUGAGCAAAUCAUUCCAUUCAAGGGAAAAUUCAUGGCAAAGCAAUUUAUCAAAGGAAAGCCUUGUCCAUGGGGAAUCAAAGUAUACUUUUUAUGUGGAAAAAGUGGCAUGCCCUACGAUUUUAUUAUUUACCAGGGUUCCUCUACACCUCUAGAUGACAUUGUAGUCAAGACUGACAGAGAUAUCUAUGCAGCUGGAACUGUUCGUUCCAAUCGCUUUGCAAAUCCACCCUUGCCCGACAAGAAUGUAAUGUCCAAACGUGGUCGAGGAUCAGCAGUUCAAUGCAUUAAAGAGAAUGAAAAAGUCAUAUUUAUUAGAUGGUAUGACAACAAAGUGGUAAACUUGGCUUCAAACUUCGUGGGAAUUGGUACAGCGGACAAAGCUCGACGGUGGGAUAAGGACUCACAAGGUUAUAUUGAAGUGUUUCGUCCUGAAGUAGUACGACUUUAUAACGAAAGCAUGGGUGGUGUAGACUUAUUGCAUCAAAUGAUUUAG